UGCAUGGAGCGAUCGAGUACCGAACGAGGCCGUGUUCGUGAGAGAACGUGGCUGAAGUAUAGAGAAAGAAGAGAGAGAUAGGAGGUAUAGUUAGUUGUAAAGCUGUACGGGGACGGGGUUGUGUUGCGUCUUUGCAUUUAUGCGUUCCGCCGUUAAAUUUUGACAUGUAAUCUCACGAAGUAGCCAGUGUUUUGUUUUGUUUUGUGUUUUAAUGGUUGUUUUGAUUUAGACAUCCAACUACCAGUGCUAGUUAUUAAGAGUUCAAUUCUUGGAUUAAUAGUACAUACAGUGUUCGAGUGGGGUACCUACCUAAUACAAGGCGACAAAAGGCAUUACACUGACGUUAUUUUGUGUGCCUCGACAAAAACGAUCAUCUCAGAACGAAAGCAUAUUUUCUUACACGGGAAUGGCGUAAACAAUAUUAGGCACUAGCGUGAUGGGAUGAUCGGAUUGCAAGAAUGCGGACCCGCGCCGCCUAGAGCGCCCCUGUCCGCCACGAACCGUAUCCGGGAACGCACCGCUCUUGCUGUGGACUACUACAACACUCAUGUGCACCGGGCCUGGGCUAACGCAGGACUCGCUGCCAACAGAUCUAGCUUUAAUGACCGCCACCAUCAUCACUCCACGCCUAGGAGACCCCAACAUUUACCUCCAGAGCACCUCUGCAGAAGCAACUCCAGCUUAGAGUUGCUGGACCACAACAAUCGACCGUCCAACUCGAACUCCCCUACAUUGAAGAGGGAGUACGGCAGUCACGGGUCCAUAGACGUUAUAGACAGACCCUCAGGAGCUGUUGGCAACAAUGAGUUCUUCAAGAUGCUUCAGGAUUAUCGUCCUGCAGGCUUAGCCGGAACGGAUCAGCGAUCUCCUGGUCCUUCUGAAUAUCUCAGGGCUAAAGUAGACGGUUCUGUGGAGAAGUACUAUAUAGAGGAGGCCGGUUCUGGGCAUCAUCUUCCCCAGAGCCCUAAGCUCAGAAACAAAUUAAAAAAGCACUUCUGGACCAACGGUAACGUGCCUGGCAACGCUGGCACCAAGAAUCCAAGGCAAACAAUGGAUGAUUCUGCGGUUAGUCACUCCUCCAGUUCAGCAAGUCUCACUGCAGAGGCUGAAGAGAUAGCAAGACGUAGAGCCUUCGCGCAUUAUGACUGCCAGUCGCUUACAACAAAUCUGAACUAUACCGUGCGCUUAAGAAGAAACCUUCUUGCUAAACGGAGGAAUACUGCCACAGGGGCAUCAGCCGCAUCUAUGCUAGUCAGGUCGUCCACUCCCGAUGGGGAAAAUGAGGACGACUGUGGUGACGGUCAGAGCAACGACUUGGUGGAGAGCUGUCCCUUUUUCCGAAACGAGAUUGGCGGAGAAGAGGAGAGGAUUGUGAGUCUGUCUAGGUUGCAAAACGGGCACAAUAGGAAACCUUUGCAUAGACCGCCGCUGGCGUAUGGUGUUGCUGUGCUGGAGUUUCCUCCCGGGGAGACGCAUUGGAGGCAUUCGACGUGUCCAUACCAGAGGUUCCCCAGGCCGAUAGAGAAUGUGGAUCAGGGUGCGCUGUAUUAUCGAAAGUACUUUUCAGGACAAGAGCACCAGAACUGGUUUGGGAUGGACGAGCAGCUCGGACCCGUGGCUAUAUCGAUACGAAGAGAAAAAGUCAUACAUCCCGAGAGUCAGAUGACGACCAGUCUUAUGCAAUAUCAGUAUAGAUUAGUAAUUCGAACCUCUGAAUUGCAAACCUUACGGGGCGCUGUCUUAGAGGACGCUAUUCCCAACAUCAAGGCAUCCAGCAACCCCAAAACCCUCAAUACCAAAGAAGUUCUCGAAUAUGUAGCUCCUGAAAUCCAACUAAGCUGUCUAAGGCUUGGCGUUCAUAAUCAGCAGGCGAUUGACCAGAUUCUCAAGUUGGACGAACAGGGAUUGACAAACCAUUACAAGGUGGGUAUUAUGUACUGCAAGGCAGGACAAAACUCGGAGGAGGAGAUGUACAAUAAUGAGGAAGCUGGGCCGGCUUUUAUUGAGUUUUUGGAGACGAUAGGGAAGAAAGUCAGGCUAAGUGGUUUCGAUAAGUACAAAGCAGGAUUGGAUAAUAAAACCGACUCCACUGGCCUGUAUUCAAUAUACGCACAGUACCAAGACUGCGAAAUAAUGUUCCACGUCUCCACUAUGCUUCCCUUUACUCCAAACAACCGACAGCAGCUUCUGAGAAAGCGACACAUAGGCAACGAUAUAGUAACCAUCGUCUUCCAAGAACCUGGUUCUCUACCAUUUACUCCCAAAGGCAUACGAUCUCAGUUCCAGCACGUUUUUAUAGUAGUACAUGCCAUAAAUCCGUGCACUGAAAAUACCCAUUAUAAAGUGGCCGUGAGCAGGUCUAAAGAAGUGGAAGUUUUCGGACCUCCGAUAAAGGAAGGUGCAGUGUUUCCCAAAGGGAAAGUAUUCGCGGAGUUCUUGUUGGCGAAAGUUGUCAAUGCCGAGAACGCAGCGCACAGGUCUGAGAAGUUCGUCACUAUGGCCACAAGGACCAGGCAGGAGUACUUGAAGGACUUAGUUAUGAAUUAUUCGACUUCUACGCCCGUGGACACAGGACAGAAGUUUUCUAUAUUUAGUAGUAAAAAGAAAGACAAAAUCCGUCCCCGGUUCAUACCGGACCUAUGCCAAAGAGGUGCCAUUUUAUGGCAAGUAUUAUUAGAUGAUAGCGGACAGAGCCAACAAAUUGAGUGCUUCCUGGGUAUUUCUUCGGAUACAUUCGUUUUAAUUGAGGAACUCUCUAGACAAAUCGUGUUUGUCACUCCAUGCAAAUCAAUUUUGGGAUGGUCCCCACAAACAACUAGUCUCAGGAUUUACCAUCAUCAGGGAGAAUGCAUGACGAUUCAUAUGAGGGACACGCAUGCAGACAGGGAUGAGCUGAUGGAAAUUAUGGAUAGGUUGAAGGCCGUUACAUUUGGGCAUGUUGCCCAGGAAUUUUCAAUUAGCCGAAACAUUAUGGGUCAAUUAGGAUUUCAUGUUCAACCCGACGGCAUUGUAACGCUCGUGGAAAGCGCCGGUCAGGCUUGGCAGGCAGGGCUGCGUCAAAAUUCCCGCCUGGUAGAAAUCUGUAAAGUUGCAGUUGCGACAUUGACUUACGAUCAAAUGGUGGAUUUAUUGAAGACUUCUCUCACCGUUAUUUUGACUGUGAUACCACCGCUGUCAGACGGGUCUCCCCGUAAGGGAUGUACUUUGCAGAACUGCAAGUAUAACGAGGCUCAUUACGAAGGCGAUUACGAGAGUUCCACAAACGAUGAGAAUAAAGGAAGAAGAGCGCCACAGAUGCAACAAGCCGUGGUGGGACACCACAGAAGGAUCUACGAGAGGAGCUUUUCACCUCCGAGAAGCAGCAAUAGUUCCGGCUACGGAACUGGAAGCAGCAGCAAAUCGUUUCAUGGUCAAGAGUCGAGAUUUGCAACCAACACAGAGGGAACUUUGACCAGUUCCUCCAGUGGACAUUCAAGUGACGACAAAUGGUAUGACAUUUUACAAGAAUUAGACCCUCCUCCAGUUCCCAUGAAAAACAAUCAACACAGUUCUCGAACGCUCCAUCCAAACAACACUUUCCCUUCGACACCAAAACGUAACAAUUCACAUCAAGUACCACAAAUGCAACAACCACCACAUAACCACUACACAAUCCAACACAACAAGAUUCAAGUCAGCAACUCGCUACCGUUGCAACACGUUAAUGUUUCGCAACCCUUGAGUGCAGCUCUUCACACUAAUACUAGUGAAUUAGAUCUGUGUUACAAGAUGGAGAAAAACAAUAUUAUUAAGCAGCAGAACGAACGUAUGAGGCAAGAGAACGAGUACAUUGUCACGAGAGCUCCGAGAGUAGCCGAUUAUUCUACAGUACAAUCAUUGAACAAUGAGUUUGGAAGGCUAAAUAUAAACGAUGGUCACUCUACCGACAGUUCUAUAAGUGACCGAAUGAACCUGAUUGGUAGUGAAGACGAACUAUCUAACGGGAGUGGAAACAUGUCACCAAAAGCACGAAGAACUGCAAAACAUGUUAACAUGUCCCAGUCGGCGGCAUAUUCCAGCAGGAACCAGAGUCCUAGGUCAAUAAAUGGCGAGGCAAAGUUACGGCCUGGAGUCACCGCACGAUCUUCUAAUCGUAACAGCGCCAAUCUUUCCUCUACCAAUUUCCAGGAAGAGCUGUUGCGUUUAAUAAAUCCUGACAAUAUCGAGGCUGCUUCGGAACCAAAAUUAAACAAAGAAAUCAAAUCGCACUCUAGAGAGAACCUGAAUAACGCACUUACCGUCCACAAGACUCAACCCGAAGUGAUCCUAACGAUGGCUAGGCCAGCUACCGUCAUUUCGAAUGCGAGUACUACGUCAAGUCCCCUUCCCAAUGAAUUUAAGAGAUCACAAGAUGAAUUAACAUCACAUUUGACUAGUCCCGGCAAGGCCAAGGUGAUUACUUUUCCGGAUAAUUUCCCAUUGCCCGAAGAUAGCGAUUGGCCCAGUUUGGUUGAUGCUGCGACUAAAGUCGUGAUGCAAGUUGGGUCCAACUCGGAGGUAAAUAACGACCAUGAAGUUAACCGACACUGGAGUGAAGAAGUACCAAUGGACGCCUCCAUUACGUCAUCAGUAAGUUCCAGUACUAGCGUGCCAGAGCUCCAAAGUCACGUGGCAGAGCUGGAAUUGAAAGUGAAUAGGGAAACAAGACGCCGAAUGUCUCUGGAAAAUGAAGUGAGACGUUUAACGGAAGAGAACAGGAAGCUACAGGAUCAAGCCCAAGCCGCAGUACAGCAAUUGAGGAAGUUCACAGAGUGGUUUUUUAAAAAUGUUAAAAGGCAGUGAGAGGCUUUUAGAAAUUGGUUAAGAAUGUCUUUUAAUACCUUUAGAAUUUUUUAAUGUUAAAUUAAUGAAACUUUAACAUAACAGCGUUAACUUACAUAAAAUAAAAUACUUAUGUAUUUUCUUCUUCUUGACAUUUAAAAUUGAAAUUUUAAGAGUACUGUAAAUAUGUAAGAUUUUUGAUCUAUUUUACUAAUUACUGUAGAUUAUGCAUGUUAUAGUACAAAAUUGUUAUAUUUAUUUGCUUAUUGUUGAUAGAGAGGCGUUUCUUGGAGGAAGAUGGCAAAAUUGUAUUCUUUGUUUGGAAAACGAAACUAGAGGUUUGCUUUUAUUAUAAAAAAAUAUAUUUUAAAGUAGUUACCAUAAUACACGUAAUGAUAGAAUCCAGAAAUAAGAAUUAAGAUUUACUUAACUUAUUAUCGAGGUUUUAAAGAUUAAUUUAAUUAAUACUGACUGCACCACUUAAAAGGUUCAUGAAUUGAUAUUAAGAGGGCUCUACAGCAAAUAGGCAACUAGCAAUACAUUUUUACAGAUUUUAUUACACAGUUUGUCUAAAUAUGAUUUAAUGCACAAAUAACAGACUUUCUCCCCU
This is a messenger RNA of Anoplophora glabripennis (Asian longhorned beetle), 5410 nucleotides long. Its product is annotated as signal-induced proliferation-associated 1-like protein 1. Gene Ontology annotation, molecular function: protein binding; GTPase activator activity. Gene Ontology annotation, cellular component: cytoplasm. NCBI's taxonomy places the organism in Eukaryota, Metazoa, Arthropoda, Insecta, Coleoptera, Cerambycidae. The record is from RefSeq and is a predicted model, not a curated record. Bases 442 to 4821 code for a protein of 1459 amino acids. Gene Ontology annotation, biological process: regulation of small GTPase mediated signal transduction; activation of GTPase activity. The transcript has 10 exons.